Trifolium pratense (red clover) is the source of this 858-nucleotide messenger RNA. RefSeq lists its product as uncharacterized. The transcript has a single exon. NCBI's taxonomy places the organism in Eukaryota, Viridiplantae, Streptophyta, Magnoliopsida, Fabales, Fabaceae. Bases 1 to 858 code for a protein of 285 amino acids. The record is from RefSeq and is a predicted model, not a curated record.
AUGGUUGAUUGUAAGCCAAUGAGCACACCACUUGAAGCGAAAACCAGGAUUGCAUCAAAUGACACUCCCCUUGAUGAUCCAAGUUACUUUCGUGGGCUUGUUGGAGCUCUACAAUAUCUCACUCUUACUCGGCCCGAUCUCUCCUAUUGUGUUAACUAUGUAUCCCAAUUCAUGCAUUCUCCUACAAUUAUACAUUUAAAAAUGGUUCGGCGUAUCUUACGAUAUGUCAAAGGAACAAUCAAUGUAGGUCUUCAUUUCACUUCCAAUACUACACUUGAUCUCUUUGCAUUUUCUGAUGCAGAUUGGGCAGGUUGUCCUACUACUCGACGCUCUACCACCGGAUACUGCACCUUUCUUGGAGGAAAUAUCAUCUCAUGGUGUGCAAAGAAACAACACACAGUCUCUCGUUCCAGCACUGAAGCUGAAUAUAGGGCCAUGGCAAACACAGCAGCUGAACUCACAUGGUUGACAUUCCUUUUGAAAGACCUUCAUGUUCCCCUUGCCUCACCUCCAAUACUCUAUUGUGACAAUAUUAGUUCUCUUCACAUGACCAUCAAUCCAGUUUUUCAUGCCCGCAGCAAGCACAUUGAAUUGGAUUACCAUUUUGUUCGCGAACGAGUUGCACUAGGCCUUCUUGCCACUCACUACAUUCCCACCAAUGAUCAAGUUGCUGACCUCUUCACUAAACCAGUGUCAAAGUCUGCUCUCGUACAUUUUCAACCCAAACUCUGCCUUCAACCUCGGCCUCGUUUGAGGGAGGGUAUUAGCAGUAUGCAGCUGUCCUUAGACAGCAGUUAUGAUACUUGUUGUACAGAGAAGGAAAAAGGCAAGACUGCAGCAAGUGAAAUCUCAUAUUGA